This is a messenger RNA of Prorocentrum cordatum, 445 nucleotides long. The record is from the annotation of a GenBank genome assembly. NCBI's taxonomy places the organism in Eukaryota, Dinophyceae, Prorocentrales, Prorocentraceae.
UGCCGGUUCCCCGCGGCGCCUCCCAGAACGAUGCACCUGAUUGUAUGGCCGGGGCCGCCCCAGGAUGUACGCGGCUGGGGCGCGGCAGCAUGCGUGUGGUUGGGAUUAAGGCUGGGACGCAGCAGCAUGUAUUCGUCUUGCGGCUCUUCCCUGGGCAGCUGCGUCGCGUUGGGAGGAGUACUCCCGAGCCUGCAGCGAGGGGCUGCGAGGGCCAGCUUGAGGAGCAGGAGGAAGCGGAGCAGGACGAGGAACGGGAGCACAGGGAGCCGCACGCAAAGAAACACGCGGGCGACUCCGGAAGGCGGGUUCCGCUGCACGGGCAGUCGCUGUCCGCGCAGGGUCGCGCGCGAGUGCCCCAAAGGGCAGGUUCUGCAAGGCGGUGCGCAAUCUGCAGUGUUUGUUGCUCCGCUUCGAAUGUUGCUGCCUCCUUCUAUCUCUAAGUCGG